AAAAAGAGCUCGGUCAACAACCUGGGUAAGAAUCCAAUAUGGCGGCUGUCGAGGCCGAAAUGGUCUCUGGCAUUCCUGUAGUAGAUUUUACUGCAUUUAGUCUGAAACACAUAACGAGACCCUCAGCCAGCAGCGAAGAAGUCCAAAUACUAGCAAGGAAGAUAUAUAAUGCAUUCAGUACSGUGGGUUUUGUGUAUUUGGUGAAUCAUGGCAUUUCAGAAAGUGAGAUUGACAAUAUUUUUGGAGUCAUGCAUCAGUUUUUUAACUUGGAAAAGGAAACYAAGAAAARCUAUAAUAAAUGGGAUGACGCCCUGCAGAAUGGAUGGGACAGACUUGAAAAAGAACGGCAACGAAACUAUUCCAUUCACAGUAACAACCCAGAUCGACCUCCUGACCUCAAGGAGUCAUUUGACAUUGGUCACAUCCAUGAGAAUUCUUUUAAAUGGCCUGAUGAUGUAUCACCUGACUUCAAACCAAGAAUUCAAAGCUUUUAUGAKMAUCUCAARAUUUUAGGUUUAAGAAUACUGUCUGCCAUUGCUCUUGGAUUGGACCUGGAUGUUGACACUUUUGCACCAAGUUAUCAAAAGAUGGGCACAAAGAAUGGCAACACACAGCUACGGUUAAACUACUACCCCAAGUUAAACCAAGACUUUAAGUUUAAACAAGAUCAGAUACGCUGUGGUGAGCACACAGACUAUGGUGGUGUAUCKAUAUUGUUUCAGGAUGACUGUGGAGGCUUGGAGUAUCACCGCGUUUCUGUCACUGAAAGUCUUAAAGAAAGAGCACGUUGUUCAGCUGUGUUCUUCUUCAAUCCUGAUCGUGAYGCAAUAAUACAAUGCCUGGAUGGUCAAAAUAAGUACCCUACAGUAAAGGCAGGUGACUACAUCCAUACAAGGCUACAGGCUGGAUACAGUGCUGGAACAUAAUGCAUUAUGGACUUGAAGUACAAUCAUUCACAAAUAUCCUGAACACUCACUUAUCGUUAUUGAUCGUUCUCAACCAUUCCCAUGAAAAGACCGGUGGCCAUGUUGGAGGAACAAACAAUAGAUACUAAUGAGAAAUCCUUUGUUGAAGUUCCUCCAAGAUGGCCGCAGUGACGUAUCGUGAACACGAAGAAUAUUGCAGAUAUUGUGUGCUUUUUGGAUAAUUUCAGAUGAUUUUGUCGUAAAACAUAGUUAGAAGUCAGUUGAACUCUAAAUUAUAGUUUUUUAGGGAUAUUUAAACACAUUUAGCUGCAGUUUUUSUGAUAACUGAAAUAUUUAAGGGCAUUCCGAAUUAUUGCGCACUCUCUUCUGCGCACAAUUUUUGAUGAUGAUAAUAAUAAUAAUAAUGACAAUAAUAAUAAUAAUAAUGAUGUAGUAUUUAUAUAGCGCAAAAUAUCCAUAAGUUCAUAUGCGCUUUACAAUAAGAUAAAUAACAUUAUACUAAAAUCAUUGAUCAUCGAGAACACCAGCAAUUGAAUCUAGCGCGCAAUAUAUUCUUUGUUUUCAGGUGACSUCACGUACAACGGCCAUCUUUUGGAGGAACUUCAAUAAAGGAUUUCGCAUAA
Messenger RNA from Exaiptasia diaphana, 1549 nucleotides. RefSeq names its product 2-oxoglutarate-dependent dioxygenase ecdK. The record is from RefSeq and is a predicted model, not a curated record. NCBI's taxonomy places the organism in Eukaryota, Metazoa, Cnidaria, Anthozoa, Actiniaria, Aiptasiidae. Gene Ontology annotation, molecular function: dioxygenase activity.